Rodentolepis nana is the source of this 4809-nucleotide messenger RNA. The record is from the annotation of a GenBank genome assembly. NCBI's taxonomy places the organism in Eukaryota, Metazoa, Platyhelminthes, Cestoda, Cyclophyllidea, Hymenolepididae.
AUGAGUGAGUAUAUGUUCGAUAUAAACCACGCAGGCGCUUCCAGUAUUUUUUCGGAUGAAAGUGAUCUCGCUUCUGAUAUUGAAGCCGAUUUGCAAGACCUGCCCAUUGAAGAUGGUUUUGAUGGCACAACUUUCAGUCUUCCAUCUGCAUCCCCAUUUACUGGUAGUUUUGCUUCUCUUCACUCCGCUGAUGUUUCUGAUGACGCAUUGUUCAAUCAUUCCACUACCUCAAAACCCUCACACCAACAGCAGCAAAGCUGCCAAAACUAUAUUCGUUCUGCUUCCCUCAGAUCGGUCCAUACUCAGUUGUUGAACUCGAGUUUAAAGCUAAAUUGCGGGUCGCCUAGUUGCAUUUCCUUGCAAUCUUUCAUAGUGGUAGGAACUAAUAACGGGUUUUUGUUCGCUUUCGAUCGCCGUCAAAAAUUAAUCUGCUCCAUUGACACGAGUACCACAGAUGUUGGCUCUGGUCAAGGUGCAAUCACCUCACUUAGUCAGAAUCUAUUAAGCACCCGUCUUCUCACUGGCUUUGCUAGCGGUCGCAUUGCAAUGUGGCAAUUGCCAAAGACAUCAGAUGGUACUGACAGCGAUGAUGAGAAAGGUUUUGACGAAGAAGUCGCUCAAACAGGUUCUAAGAACGACCUCAAAUCCAAAAAAGUGAACUCGUCUUCGUUCACACUACUACGAAUUAUCGAUGACGUUCAUCAACAAGGCCAAUCUAUCAUUGUUUGUGCCUUUACGUCCUUGCCAACUGUUGCCGUGUCUGUUGAUAGCAGUGGGUCAGCUUAUGAAAUGGACUUUAGGAGGGGAAUUCUUGGCCGCAGUACUUUUUCUUCGUGUUUUUUCUCAGGCAGUCAUGGAGAAAUUUGCGCGAUUGUACCUCUGCGACCAACUCAUACUCUUGGCCUCUUACAAAAUUAUCAUCGUCAGCCUGCAUUUCGUGCGCUAAUUGGUUCCGCAAUUGUUGCUAUGGCAUCAUUUACCAAGGUCAUCGUGGUGGCCCUGAAGCCAAAACUCCGAGUUAUCUUUUGGCAACACCUUAAGGGUUCACCCUCCUGUCUUCCUCAAUUGACUUGGUCCUGGUGUUUCUCGGAGUCUCAAAAUUCGGAAGAAAGCACUGCUUAUUUGGGAUUUGCUCGCACUUCCACCCUCUACAUAUCUCGAAUAACUACUCGACCUCUUUCCAGCUCUGUUGAGGUACCUUCAGGAGCUUGUGUAUUUAGUAUUGGCGGACAUCAGUUUGUACAUCGAAUUCAGCUCAUUCGUAGUAUCUCUGUUGAGCAGAGCAUUGUAUCAAUGCAUUUCUUCACGUUGGAGCAUAUUGCUUUCCUUGACGCCGAAGAGAUUCUUCGAGUUUACGAUCUUUCGGUUGGGCAGGAGGUUGAGUCCCUAAAUCUCUCUACCAUUCAAAUUUGCUACAAUUCGACUGCCUUUAAAGCUGUGGUAAUUGGUGGCAAAGUUAGUGAGGCACUUGCUUGUGCCAGUGAACGGGCCUGCGCGAAUUCACUCGCAUCCUCUGGGGGGAAAUUGCUCGUUUUUGGUAAAAAUGCAAUCACGUUGGUAUCUCUUAAGCCCUGGACAGAGCGUGCUAUCAGUCUUUUCAAGGCUGGUAGGGUGGAAGAAGCCUUGAAUAGUUGUUGUCAAGUUCUGAAGGAACAGUCACCAUCAAGUGUGAAGGAAUCUCUUCUUGAAGUUCUGUCUCACAUGCCUCUGGCACAUGCAAAAAGACGGCCCACGCUUCUGGCCGCCUCUAUGCUUGUUGAAAUUUGUGUGACAGCGGAUUUACAGGACUUUCUUCAGUCAUCAGUAAUUCCAGUCUACCGACAGGAUCCAUUGUCUUAUCCUCUUCUACUUCGCUCUAUAUGCCAACGACUUCUCACUCUACCACCCAUUUAUGCAUCAACUGUUCCCACAAAUAUCAAUGAUUGCUAUCUUCGCUGUCUCACUCCUGAUGUUACUAAGGAGAUGCUUACUUGGUGUGUUCAUGGUCCCACUAUCGAUCUUCCAGAAUCAACCCAUGUUAAGAGUUCCUCUUCACUAACGGACAAAAGUCUAAGUACAACUUCUUUGAGCAUAUCUGCUCUACGAAAGUCGUCUACUCAGAGAAUGGAGAACGGUCGUCGUUUGGCUGAGUCAUGUCUUAUCCCUAAAUCUUUUAUUCCAGUUCUCAAGUUCUGCUUAUCCAACGGACUCUACCAAGGCUUCAUUUACAUCUAUGCCUUUGUGCUGAAGGAUCACGAAACUGCAUUCCGAUGGCUUACAGAUCUCCUUAUUACAAGGGCCCACUCUCCUGACGAAAGAAAAGUCUCCGUCGGUACUACUACUCGGCCUACAUCAGUUCAUUCUAACUCUUCUUCAACCGACUCGUUGAGUAAUCUAAACACAAAUGAAGCUGUUAAUGCCAUCCUGCUAUUUCUUCGAUCUUCUUUCGCCGGGGAAGAGGUAUUCAAUAUUCCUCUCGAAUCCCCUUUCUAUCCCGAUGUCCCCAACAAGGUUUUCAAUCUUCUUCUCUCCUCACAAGUAAUUUCCCCUGAAGAUCAUGAAAAAUCAAUCCUUUCUCAGCCUGCUACCAUGGCCACAUGUGCAUCACCACGUUUGCGCGUACUCUUGCAUUUUGGUGGUACUGCAGAUCUCCUAAAUAUGUUUACACUAGUUCUCCGAGAGAGUAAAUUUUUUGCUAGCAAACAGCUCCCAUCUACCGCUCAAAGCUGUCAUCUUCGUCAAAGACUCAUCACUACUCUGUUCGCCUGUGCUCUAGAUGAACCAGGUCAAAAUAUACUCCCCAUUGAAGUCGGCGAUUUAAUACGUCUUUUGUGUUUCAUUUGUGAACAAAUUCUACAGCCAGAAAAUAUGGAAUUAACUUUCCAAUCCCAAAAGAUAAUUGAUGUACUGCAGUUCAUUGCCAAGCGCUUUGAUAUUUGCACGGAAACUGAACUUCCAUGGUUGGAUCUUUCAGAUGUUCUUCACCGUCUCCUAAAAGCCCAAAAACUGGAAGCUUCACCAGAAUUGCUGAAAGUAGCUGAGAGCAUUUCCUUGUGUGAUUUUUGUGAACAUGUUUACCUUCGCCAAGGUAAUAUGGUCGCUGUGCUGUCCUGUCUUCUUACUAGUCUCUAUCGUGUCGCUUCGACCCGACCAAUUCGUAAUUUAAUUCAAGCACAAGAUCUCGUUUCCCGCAUCUAUGUCUUUCUCAAUAACUAUCUAACGUCUGAACAAACUGGUUCGAAUUUCAGUCCUAUAGUCAGCAGAUUUCUACAGAGUGUUGAAAUCUACUCUUACUGCGAUCCUCUGCGUUGCCUCUUCCUGUUAGUUCUAUCACUUGGUCCUUCAAUGCGUCGCAUUAUUUACAUUCUAGACGCUCUUUUUAUGAAUAAUGGACAAAUCCAAAGUUGUUCUCUCGACUUGCAAGCUUAUCAACCGUUCGCCGAUGAAAAGCCGGGAUUUUCUGCAGAGGGUCCACACCAUCCAGCUACAAUUUACAUUUUGAGGCAAUUUUAUGAACUCAUGCAUUCUGAAAUGCCAGAGGCGGAACGUGAACACGCAGUUGCCAGAGUAAACGGUGAUACUAGUCUCCGUGUACUCCUUGACGAACUCCUUUCGAAGUCCGAUCCUCUAGUUGCUGAACUCUACUUUCGUCUCUUGCUUGCAUCCACCAAUGUUGAAGUUGCAGACAUUCAGGAAAACCACCAUUCUCUUUGUAAUUUCCUUAGAGUAAAUUGUGAAUACCGAGCACCUAUUCUACUUGAGCUCUUGGAUGAGAAAUCUCAUCCCCAAGAACUCGCUUGCAUUUAUGAGAAGAUUGGCGACCGAGAAAAAGCGAUGGAACUUUUAAAAAAGCAUUUUCUUGAACACUGGAAGUCUCUAGUUAAAGGUAAUGACAAUUGCUUAGUGGAAAAUCCAACGGUUCCCGAAGAACUCAUGGCUAGCGCUAAAACGUGGUUCGAUUUCGCAGCUCGCCAGUGCAUUAGCAAGCGAUCAUCUGAUAAUGAGCCACCAUGGUUCAUUAUAAUCGAUACAUUCUCGGACUUGAGAAAGGGAAACCUAUCAGAGCAACUAACUCAACGUUUAAACGUUCUAUUUCAUAAACUCCUUGAAUCUGCUAAUCCAUAUGUUCCAACUCCGGCUCUAAUUAACCGGGUUCUGCAUCUUUCUGACAAAUCGGUAUCCAACUUAGGUUCUGAGACCAAUAAAUUUCUACUCCAAUUGGUGGGUGUGUGGCAUAAAGAGGUGAAGUUAAUGCAAGAUUGCCAUCGACUCAUGACCAGUGACGUUAGCUCUAGUGAGCAAGUUCUUGUCUCUGCAUUGAAGCGAGGUGUUGGAAUGCGACGCUAUAGCUGUGCCCUCUGUGGACUCGGUUUUGCUCUAAGAUACAGGCGUAUGCGUUCGACGGUUACCUACGAUCUAUACACCGGCGGCUUUACCACUAUUGCGCAACGUAUGCCCUCCUCUUUGGAAAUAAUGGUGCUGUGGUGUGGGCAUGGAGUACACGUCGACUGUUAUGAAAUCUACUGUGAGCUUCUGAAAACUCGAAUGUCGGGAGUUCUUAGCGAAGAUAAAAAAUACAUUUGCCUCCAGUGUAACAAUUUUAUCGAUUCAUCAGCUCCUCCACCUCUUUCUGGCCGUGGCAGUAGUCAAGCGAAUAGUCACUCGACACUCCCCAUUCCACCCCAGCAUUUACUCGAUGCCUUCGAUGAGAUAGAAAUCUCCCAGCCUUAUCAUAGAUGUAAUCAUCAGCUCAAGAUUCGAUUUGUGGAACUAUUACUAGAGACUCAAAGUCCUCAAUUUCGUGCCAUAACUCCAAAGCGGGCCUCUUAA